Sitodiplosis mosellana (orange wheat blossom midge) is the source of this 9600-nucleotide messenger RNA. It is a transcript of the gene wry, whose product is annotated as dual specificity protein kinase splB. The record is from RefSeq and is a predicted model, not a curated record. The transcript has 14 exons. Gene Ontology annotation, molecular function: calcium ion binding; Notch binding. Bases 1614 to 6134 code for a protein of 1506 amino acids. Lineage: Eukaryota; Metazoa; Arthropoda; Insecta; Diptera; Cecidomyiidae. Gene Ontology annotation, biological process: Notch signaling pathway.
AGUUCAACAGAGACUAUCAAUCGGAUCGGUUCGUUUGUCGAAUUUUGUUUCAGCCGCGCUCAACUGUUUGUCAACUUAUUCAACUCUCCCAGUUUGAUUGAAAUAGAUAACAAAAAUAGCGAGUGAUGAAAAAAGUGUGAGAAACGGAAGUUCUUGUUACGGAAACGAAAAAUUUACUUUUGCGAUAAAAGUUUUAUGGAUUUAUUGAUUGGUUUAUCAGAUUGUCUGAAUUCGGUUUCUGAAACACUUUUAAAUUGGUGUGCAUUUUACGCGUGCAUUUGGGUGCACCUUAUGUGUGGUUUGACCCAAGGUCAGUGUGCAAAGAGAACAAUUUUCCAAACGAAUUUUUGAACAUUUGUUAAAUAAGCCAAAUUUCCAAAUUGUUACGAAGUAAAUUCAAGAGAGGUUUUGAUUCGAUUGUUGUAUAAUUGUGUGUGUGAUAGCACGAACAAGGGAAAAAUAGCGAAAAUUACGAAAAUAAACGUCAGUAUUUGCUCGGCUAGAAAGACAAUUCCAUCCAUUGUCGUCCGUUUGGAUUACAAGCUCGACAAAACGCAUUGUCUCUACGAAUAGCCCGACAUCUGUUUUCAUCUACAGUGCGCCAGCACACACCGAACUACCAGAACAACAACAACAACAACAGUCAUUUCUUUUCCUACGCUACGGAGUUGUGAAAAACGUAAAUCCAUCAGGUUUCUUUUGCAUGUGUACACACAGACUUCGAGACAAUAACACUUAUAACCACUUGCCAUCUUCAGCGUUUGUAAUCUGGUAAAAAGUUACACGGCGCGGGUACAAAUGCUCAGGCAACCGUACGGAAAAUGAUAAACGGAUGAAUGAAUCAAAUAGACUCAAAGAAAACGGAAUAAAAAAAGAAGCGGCAGAAAGUCGACACAGAGAGAGUGAGACGAGAAUUGCAAAAGACAAAGAAAUCCGGUCGUGAUUAGUGAAGUCGACCUUACAUCAUUCGCUCUUCUUCACGCUCUUUCUCUCUCUCUGUGAGUGUGUGUAUUUGUGUUUGUGUCGCAGUUUUUCUUUGAAAUCCAUUUUGUUUGGAAUAAAUGCAUUUUCAUCUUGCUUCACCGCACGAUCCCUCUCCAUUGUGCUUUCGACAUCCUUUCCAAGAGCCUGCAGCUGUAGUGAUAAAGAAGAUGUUUUUCAUGCCAUCUCUCUUGUGAAAAGAAGGGAACGGGAGAGAGAGAAAAAAAAAUUUAAUUGAAGAAAAGAGAACAGCAAUGGGACAAAGUGAGUAAGAGACAAAAACAAAGUCAAACAAACGCAAUUCAAAAUCAAGCCGUAAACAAAACACUUGAAACCGAGAAAACAGCUAGGAAAACCGAAGCAGAACCUUUUCUAUCUCUACCACACACAUACACACACAAAAGACAAAUAAACAAUUCGCUAACGCGGAAAAGUGCUAAAGUUAUAGUGUGACAAAACGGUAACGAGAGAUAUACACACACACAGUAAGCAUCGGCGACUAAGGUUAUUUCUCUCUUCUAAACCGCGGUGUGUACUAUAUCACACCGAACGAAUCGAAUUCGACGAGAAAGAAGAAAAAAAAUAGUGAAAAGCGAAAAAGGAAAAAUAAAAACAAUAAAACAAAAGAAAAAAUGGCUUUCCAACGAUUUAAAGAAGUAUUUUCAGUUGCACUGAUACUGGGUUGUAUAAACACUGCAGGUGUUAAUAGCGUGGAAUUAAAUUCAACUAAUUUUGCAUCGACUACAGAAGUCACAACAAAGGUGGAUGUCGUCGAGGCGGUGCACACAGACACAAAGAGCACGGAAUCGUUGGCAUCAAAACUUUCGCUAAGCGAAACAUCGGAGACAAAGACCAACCUGACGGAGGCGAGAAUCACAAGCAUUACAUUUCGUAGUGAAGAAGCUGACGUCGAUAAAGAGAACAAUGAUGAAACUAUAAGUUUUGGCAUUCGCUCGUUUACGGUUGAAAUUGCAACACCAGCCACGGAAAAGCCCAUACCAUUGAAUGAAAAAGUCGGUGCCGCGAGUAAAAUCAAUGUUCAACAAGCAGUGGCGUCUUCGUUGCCAAUUUUAACAUUGGAAAGUGAUCCGGAUCGAAACGAUAAAGUUUCAAAUGAACGGACAAAAGUUUUUGCGGCACCAUUGCCAGCAGUAGCAGACACACUGACGCCAAAAUCAACGGAACAUGCUGAAAACAAACAAGAGAACGUUGCGUCAACCGUUGCCACCCGAAUCGAUGCAAACGAAAAAAGUUCAGCAAACGUUCCCAGAAGCAAUGCCGUCGACGACAACGACGAUGCCAUACCCGGUGCACAUUUGCAAUGGACAACAACAAUGGCUCCGGUAAAAUUGACACAAAACGGCGAGCAGUCAUCCGUUAGAAAUAAUAACGAACACAAGCAAUUGUCAAUUAGCUCAAAUGGCAUGCACGUCGAACAAAAAUUGGAGAACGGUUUGUACCGAAUCAAAAUCGCUGAAAUCAUCACCGACGAAUUCAACAAUGGCCAAGCAAAUACGGAUGCAAAACGAGUGUUUGACGAGAAACAAAAACUCAAUGAAAAAGACGACGAUGCCGUGCAUUUGCCAUCAUUUGCAUCGUCACAUCCAAGUGGACAAAUUAACAUCGCUGACUUGUAUCCAUCGAAAUUGGAAGAUUUCAGCUCAAUUAUUCGUGAAUCGAAUGAAAAACUAAUUGAGGAAAAAAAUCGCUUCGUUGGCAUCGAAAAAAGUGGCGGCGGCGAUCAGCCGAUAAUUUCAGACGCUCGAUUCAAUAUAAUCGACGAUGGAAAUGAGCAGGAAAAUUCAAUCCAAUUCGGAAACGAAGGUGAUGCAAAUGUCGACCACCAAAAGCAAGAGCAGCAGCAGCAGCAGCACACCAAAGUCAAUGGAGCAUUUAAUUCAAUCGAAAACAACAUUCCAACAACAAAAAUCGAAAUUGAACUAAUUGAUGAGCCGGGCAUGAGCGCAUCAAAGGACGAUGUAAAAAUCAUUGGCCCAGGCGAUGAUGACGAUUACGUGGGCCCAGUUGAGCGUGCAAAUGGCCCGAAUAACGACAAAGUCACCGAUUUUACAUCGGAAUUACAAUUGAAGGACGAUAUGGUCAGUAAAAUCGAGCAAAGCUUUCGGGAAUCAAGUAUGACAAACAUACAACAGCCGCUGCCGUUGCCGCAGCAACAGCAGCAGCAGCAGCAACAACCUAUUACAAUUAACCAUCCGAUAAACCCGAUGGGAUAUAUUGAGCGCAGGGUGAAAAAGUUCGAUCCGACAUUUCGAAAACGGUUCAUGCCGUAUGACGGAAACAAGAACAGAGCGAGCAGCCUACCAGAGCCGGCAAUCACAAAAUCCAUCGACGAAAACAUUAUCUCACAAUCGGACGAAGAACGGAAAUUGGAUGCUGACAUUCCAAAUGCCAAGUUUUAUCACGGCAAAGACGGAACAAGCAGCGAAACAACGGUAAAUCCAAAUAAAAGCAUUGCAAACAAGCAAACCAACAAUAAUGCAAACUCAUCAAAAAGUCAAACGGCUGGUAAAAAUAAUAAAGCUGAUGACCUCAUUGAGCACGAGUCGAACGGAGGUGCAGAGAGCAGUUCUGGUGCUCAUGGAAGCGAUACAGCGAAAAAAGAAAAUCAAAUUUUAUCGACACUAGAGCCAAUGAAUCCAGCCGAACGGAAAAUUCUCUUCAUUAAUGUUAACAGUGGCAGCAAUGGUACAAUCGAUAAAACUGAAUUGGAGCGAAUGCAGAGAGACCGUGAGCAAAUCAUCAAAGAGAGUCACCUCAAUACAAACACAAGUGCAGAUAAAAUGAAUGGCACGGAUGCUGCUACAGCCAAACCAUCAACAAACAUGCACUUGUACAUUAUUCACGAUGAUCCGAUCAGUCAAAAACCAUCCGAAUCCAUUAAAACUAAUUACACGGAUGCCAACCAACAGUCACCAACAGUAACACCAACACCAAGCCCGAUUGCAUCAUCGACUACUACUACAUUGCCGGUGGAAGUACAUCCAUCCGAUGUGGUGGUCAAACAAAAUCAGACCACAUCAAAAGAACCAUCUGCUGCUACUCCGGCUUUGAUUGAUACAAUUAGCUCAACUGAGAGCAAUCCAGACAAACAUUCGUCAUCACUAAAUUCGAUAAAGUCGAUUACACAAAGUCCAGUUGAAACAGAAACAGCAGCAGCAGCCACUUCUACUGCAACAGUUGCGCCUCUAUCAACUUCAACUAUGCAAACUAAAUCACGUGCCAUGAACUUUGGCCUCAAACAGAAGCCAUUCGGUCGGCGUGGCUUUGAAGGCUUCUACUUUGAAACUGAAUGUGACAUGCAAACACCACUACCAUCGGAAUCAACCGUUUGGCGUGGCAACGAAACACAUGAACUCAAUCUACCCACUACGACACCCGAAAAUUGUUCAGGCGGAGGCGACUGUAUGCCGAUGAUUAUAUCAUGGGAAGGAGCAGCUGAAAUUCAAUCCGGAGACGUACUUAUCGUUGAAAUUGACGAUACACUAUUAUUGCCAGCCGAUAUGAAUCCCAGCCAAGCCAACAACAACAUUGAUAACGGACACCGAAUUGCAACAGCUGUGUACCAAGUUACUCGUCCUGGUCAUGAACAUUGUGACGCAACCGAGGGAAUUUUACUGGAUAUUACUCCAUUGGUGGUCGAUGGCAAAAAACUCGUUACACUCUAUGACAAAGAUCUAACCGAAGGUGUCAAUUUGUUGAUCGUGGUGUCGGAUUUAUGGGGUCCACAGUGUGUCCGAUUAAAGGUAACGGUGAAGUCGGAUAAUUGCGGUGAGAAUGCACAGUGCAAUGCAAAAGGCGUAUGCUUCUCGAAUGCAUCAAUGGAGGGAUAUGAAUGUCAAUGCUGUACCGGUUUCGCUGGAUCACACUGCGAAGAAAUUGACGCUUGUUCACCCAGUCCAUGUACCAACAACGGCAUUUGCGUUGAUUUAUCUCAAGGACACGAUGGAAAUUCGUAUCAGUGCUUAUGCCCUUAUGGUUACACGGGCAAAAAUUGUCAGUUCGAGUCGGAUCCAUGUCAGAAUGGUGAAUGUCAAAAUGGAGGCACAUGCACUGGAAAUGCAACGCAUUUCAGAUGCGAAUGCACACCCGGAUUUACCGGUCCGUUGUGUCAACAUAAUUUGAACGAAUGUGAAUCGUCGCCGUGUGUGCAUGGCAUAUGUGUGGACCAAGAGGAUGGAUUCCGUUGUUUUUGUCAACCAGGUUUUUCGGGCGAGUAUUGCAACUACGAGUACAAUGAAUGCGAUUCGAAUCCGUGUUUGAACGAUGGCCAAUGUACCGACCAUAUUGGUGGAUUUUCAUGCAAAUGUACGCGCGGCUACACAGGAAAACGAUGCCACAUUAAAGUUGAUUUUUGUGCAAAUAAUCCAUGCCCUGAGGGCCAUCAGUGCAAUGAUCAUGGCAACGACUUUUCGUGCGAAUGCCCCGAAGGAAGAAGCGGUCUUGAUUGCAGCCAAAUUCCACGAACGAAAUGCAACAUCAACCCUUGUGCUAACGGUGGCAGCUGCUGGACCAGCGAAGAAUCAUUCUAUUGUGCAUGUCGUGCAGGUUUCACGGGAAAAAUGUGCGAAGAUGAAUUUAUUCUAGAUGGUGUGGUGAAUACCAACGAUGUACUAUCUGAUGCGGAUUCAGCAACGACCCACGCACGACCUUUUGCCGACUCAAGCUUCAGUGCAGUUAUCUCGAAGGGAAACACGGUUGGAUUGCACAAUGCAUACAUUGCAGUUGGAACUUUUGCUACAGCCAUUUUCAUUGUUGCCAUCGUGGUAAUCGUGUGCCAUUGCAAAUUCCACAAAUCGUACCGACGAUUCACAACGCGACAGCAUCAAUUGAUUCCGAUUUUCGGAUUUGGUCGUCGGGCAAAGCAGCAGCUGAAUAAUCCACGUCAUUGGCUCAGUGGAAAGGGGCAUUUAUCAUCAUCGAAUAAAAUAGCCAGCACAACAGCUUUAAACCAACCAAAUGGUUCGAAUGGCAACAACGCUGGUGGUGGUACAAAUAGUGCGCUCAAUUAUCAUCCGCCACCAUUGAGUCAGCAAGUACCGCGUUUUCAGCGACAUUUAGCCAUGAACCUCGAAAAUGACAUGUAUUACACAGUUGACUUCAGUGAUUCACAGCAUUCGCCGCUAAUUCACUAGAAAAACCAAACCACGCGGUAAAUUUAUUUAGUUUUUUGUUGUUGUUCAUUUUAAAUGCAGGAAACAACCGAAUGCGCGACCGCAAAUUAAAAUAUUUUGAUUAUAUUUACACAAAAAUGAUCGUUUAUUUAGUGGUUUAAAUAUGAAAUAUUUAAUGCUCUCUCUCUCUCCCUUCUCAUUUGCAAAAUAAAAUUAUUUUUUAAUUCACUCUCGAUGAACCCUGACCCGGACGUGAAAAAAAAUGAAACAAAAGCCAAAAAUACAAUCACAAAACAUAAUAUACAUACAAACAUUUCUAUAAAUCACAAACCACAUUAAGAACUAAUUAAUUUAGGUAAUACUAAUUAACCUAAAAAUGGUUCUUUUUUUCACUCACACAACAACACACCCAUACACACACCAAAUAACAUUACACACAUUACAUGUUUAAUAUUCGUGAAAUCUAUUCGAAUUUACAUGAAUUUAUUCAUUAUUAUUAUGAGGAUAUAGAUAAAAAAAAUGAACGCCAAAUUCGGUUUUUCUCUAUACAGUUCUGAAUCCAAUCACAUAAAAAUGGCCUGAGCUUUUUAUUCCAAUAUAUCGGAAUUGGACCGGAACUUCCGGUCAAUAGUUUUGAUUUUUCGACCGCAUUCAAAAAUAUUGAAAUGAAAUUCUCGCCAAUUUUUGUGUGAAUAAUCACCGCCUAUACUAAACUAAACAUAAAAAUGAAUAGAAAUCCCUUUCGUUGUUUUCCGCUUCUGUUCAAUUCGGAUAAAUGUAGUCUAAAUGAGGAAAAAAAGAACACAGUUUUUAUUAAAAAAAAGUAUUUUAUAUGAGAAUUGAAUGGAUUUAAGAAUAUGUAAUUUAAUAUUUAUUUACGAAAAAAAACAUACAAUUCGAGUAAGUCAAACAAUGAAAUAAAUAAACAGCAAAAUAAUAUGAUAUGAGAGUGUAAUAGAUGCGAAGUCAAAUUUCCAGCAUGAAAAAAAAAUUGAAACAAAUAAGUGGAAUAAAGAGUAUUUGCUUUUUGUGAUUUAAUUCCAUCUGUUCAAAUAGUAGCGUAAGAGCAUAGUCUUAAGAUGUGCAACAGAAAACACACACACACAGACAGACAGACAGACAGACAGACAGACAAAAUGUUAGUGUAAUUCAAUCAAAAAACCAAACAACCUAAUUUAUCGAAAAAAAAUAAUUUUCAUAUUAGGAAAGCUAAUCACCAUCAACGUUUUCAUGUUUAUAGCUCAUAGAAAUCGGAUUCCUUGUUUUGUGUUUUCUUUUUUCGGGGGUGCUUCAACAUAUUUGUUGAAAAAGAGUAUAGUCUUGAAAUCAAACGGCAACAUUGCGCGCAUGUGAGAUCAAUUCGCAUGGGAUAUUUCCUCUUUUUUCUUGCAAUCGUUACGUGAGAGAUGCUUACAUUGCGUCAGAGAUGCUCGGCAAGCUUUUGAUAAAGUUUUUUUUGGUGUCAAUCUCACCAUUUCUUCAGCCCGGGAGCAAUUUUGCCAACGGCCAAAAUACUCAUCACCUUACCAAUUAGAGAGCAGGUUUCUGUUUUUGGAAAGUACAGAUCUGUAUUUCAAAAUUAAAGAUUCUCAAAUGUUUUACCCUUAAAUUGAAGCUCUUGAUGACUUGAUUACAAUGGUAAAUACCGGCUUUGGUUAUUUUCAUCUUUUGCCCUCUCGGCAUUUUAUCAAAUUGUUGUAUGUUGUAUUCAACCGAAUUGAAAGACUAGAAUUAUUUGAAAAUUGACCUAUUCACAGGUAUUUCAUCCACAUAUACACAGACAAUGGGCACAUACACGUCAAUUUAAAUGACGUAGAAGUAUAAUUAGAACGGUGUGUUCACUGUUCAGUCAAACUAUUCGAGUAUAGACACAAACACAAAAACACAGAAUACCAUUUCAUUUGUAACCGAAACUGAGAGCAUCAAUGGCAGAUAAUAUCUGCUGACAUCUAUGGUAGAAAUUUUCGUAGAAAAUCGCUUGGUAUGAUGAUAAUAACCGAUGUGCCGUGUGUGUAAGUUGUUAUGCAAAACAUUCAUCAAUUUACAUUGUACGAACAUUAUUAUGCAAUUAGACAUUUGAUUUAAUGCACAUUGUUGGUUAUAUUGUGACUUUUCACGUUACGAAAUGCAGCUGUUCAGUUCAGUGUCUGUCUAUCUCAUUCUCUCUCUCUUUCUCUGUCUGGCGCUAAAACUGGUUGCACCAAUUACAAAUGUAAUAACUUUGAGUGUGUAGCUUUUUGUUCGGCCAGUCGAGAAUGACAAGUUGGAUUGCGGUUUGUGUUAUGAAUGAACAAAACCGAUGCAACGGCAGCAGCAAAACGAAUGGAUUUGAAUGUUAAUAUCGACAUCAAUUUUGUUGUAUUCCAAAACGUUUAGUUUCGAACGGUAACACCGAAAAAGCUCUCUGUCGAUUUCUCAUUUGCACACGAUGUGAUUUUACUCGAGCAUACCGACGAAUCAUAAUUUAAAUGCAAUUGCCCUGAAUUUUCCGACUGGCAAUGGUAAAACGAUAUGAACAUGUACGCGCACGGCUAAAUUUUAACCAGUUUAAAUACCCGCCAGCCAACCCAGUACACAUCAACAGUUUUCCCACAAUUAUUUUUGUGAUUAUAGUUCUGUUUAUUGUUAUUGUUGUUGUAAGUCAAUACACACUAAAAACAAACGUAGUCUAAUUGUAAUUUAAAUGCAAAAAAAAAUAUAAAAUAUCAAUGCAAAUUAAUGCACACCGAUGCUUGAAAAUGGGCAACAAAGCAACACACAAAUGCGCGCGCUAACCAACAAAAAUAAGGCAGAAUAAAAUUUUCAAGCAGUCGAUGUGCACAGCUGCUCGCUCUUAUCAAACAAGCUCCGCCACUCUUUCUAAAUGGGAUACACGUAAUUUUUUGUUUGAAUAAAAUUGUGCAAACACAUGUUGUCUCUUUUGUGCAAUGUUAUUCUAUUUGAGGAGGAAAAAAAAAAAGAAAAACGAUAGAGAAAGAAAAAAAAACUAACAUUCAUUCAUUCGAAAACGUAUUUUGUGCUUAAAAUUAUUGUUAGGAUUUUAGACAUGUGAGUCUACAGUCUACACACACAGAAUGGAAUUUGUAAUAAACUGGCCUUUUCGGUGUACUGAACAUACAUGCAGGCCAAUUUCUCGUUGAAUCUAGAUGCAUUAAUUUGUGUUUCUGUUUCUAACUUUGAAAAUGAUUUGGAUCCCAAGUUCAACGACAGAAUCCAUUAGCAGUGGUGCAGUAACGCACACACACAAUGGGUUGUGUGUUUUGUUUUAAUUUCGUUGUGGAUGAAAUAGAAAACAAAACAAUGGAAAUAAUAUUACGUAAGUCAAAAACAUUGGAAAACCCACAUGACAUAAAUGGAUAACAAGAAAAAUAAUAAUAAUUUAAUCACUAGACAUGAAUGAAAUAAUAAUGAAAAAGACAAGGUGCAAAGAUAAUUUUGAAUAAAUCGAUACAAAUUUAUCUUAUUGAAUAAAAAGAUGAACAUUUAA